AUGUCUCAGGCCACGGCACGCGUUUUGAACAGUGGCAUGCGGCUGCCCCCGCUGCCCACCAUCCGGGAGCUGGUGAAGCUUUACAAGCUGCAGGCCAUGAAGCAGCUCAGUCAGAACUUUCUGAUGGACGAGCGACUCACAGACAAGAUCGUGAAGUCGGCGGGACGCAUUGAUCCGCGCGACAUUGUGCUGGAGGUCGGACCGGGGCCAGGCGGCAUCACUCGUUCCAUACUGCGUCGUCAGCCCCAACGGCUGAUCCUGGUUGAAAAGGAUCGGCGAUUUGGCGAAACCCUGCAGCUGCUGCGCGAAUGUGCCAGCCCGCUCGACAUGCAGGUGGACAUCUACUACGACGACAUUCUGCGCUUCAACAUCGAACAGCAUAUUCCGGACAUCACGCAGCGCAUCCAUCUCAUCGGCAACCUUCCGUUUUCCAUCUCCACGCGUCUGCUAAUCAACUGGUACGCGGACUUGGCCGCGCGCCGGGGCGCCUUCCGUCGCAACGACACCUGCAUGACGCUCACCUUUCAGAAGGAGGUGGCCGAACGGAUCUGCGCCCCGGUGGGGAGCGAACAGCGCUGUCGGCUUUCGGUAAUGUCCCAAAUCUGGACGGAGCCGGUGAUGAAGUUCAUAAUACCGGGCAAGGCGUUCGUUCCCAAGCCACAAGUAGACGUUGGCGUGGUCAAGCUCAUGCCACUGAAGCAGCCCAAGACUCAGCUGCCCUUUUCGCUCGUGGAGCGCGUCAUGCGUCACAUCUUUAGCAUGCGCCAGAAAUACUGUCGCCGCGGCUACGGAACUCUCCUGCCGCCCGAUGGCCGCGAGGAGGCCACGCAAACGCUCUUCCAGCGAGCCGAUGUUCGGGAUACGCUGCGUUCCUUUGAGUUGUCCGUGCCACAGUGCCUGCGCCUGGCCGAUGCCUAUGCCGAGUACAUAAAAGAGCAUCCCGAAGUGGAGGGCUACGACUACAGAGGGCCCAAGAUUCAAGACGCUGCAACUCCUUCCGGAGACAACGAUUUCACGCCUGCUUAUAAUGUUGUAAAAUGUAUUUAAUUAGGUGAGUAAACAGACACAAGUAAUACAAAAA
Messenger RNA from Drosophila subobscura, 1081 nucleotides. It is a transcript of the gene mtTFB1, whose product is annotated as dimethyladenosine transferase 1, mitochondrial. Gene Ontology annotation, molecular function: mitochondrial transcription factor activity; rRNA (adenine-N6,N6-)-dimethyltransferase activity. The record is from RefSeq and is a predicted model, not a curated record. Gene Ontology annotation, cellular component: mitochondrial matrix. Gene Ontology annotation, biological process: transcription initiation at mitochondrial promoter; rRNA methylation. The transcript has a single exon. NCBI's taxonomy places the organism in Eukaryota, Metazoa, Arthropoda, Insecta, Diptera, Drosophilidae. The coding region runs from base 1 to 1047 and encodes 348 amino acids.